Lymnaea stagnalis (great pond snail) is the source of this 14292-nucleotide messenger RNA. NCBI's taxonomy places the organism in Eukaryota, Metazoa, Mollusca, Gastropoda, Lymnaeidae. The record is from the annotation of a GenBank genome assembly.
UUUGGAUGUACCACCAUGUUUUCAUUUUAACCGGAAGCACAUGUAUGAUUAUAAACUUACAAUCCAUUUCCAACGACAAUUAUUUCUCUGUCAUCAACUUAAAGGGCUAAAUUAAAUAAUCUUUGUGAUGGGUGGCACGAAAAAGAAAAAGGUAAAAGAAAAUGAUGGUUUAUAACGUUUUCAUUCCUUUGGGAUGAUGUCAUUUUUACUUAACUAAUUUAUAAAAAAAAUAAUAUUGUCUUGUGUCGUACUCUCAACCGUCCGUCAACCGUACUCAACGUAUCGAAGUAUGCACUGUUCUCGUAAAUUUAAUAAAAUAACUCAGGAAUACUUACGAAAUUUUAAAUAUUAACAAUAUACUUUUUUAAAAAACUUUACAGUACUUAGUACCGACCUGUCUAAGCCUAGUCAUAGUCCUGCAAAUUUUAGCUCAACUCAAGUUAUUUUUAUCUGAUAUCUGGGAUAAAAAAAAAUUAAAAUAUUAAAUAGGCAAUUCCAGCCAGCCCAUUACCAUUACAUUAUUCUUAUUAUACUAUAACUGUUUAUGUUAAGUUCCUAUGUUGGAUUCACCCACCUUUCUUUAUUUGGAUAGUUGCUAGAAUUACAUUUCUCAUUAAAAAUUAAUCUUAAGACUUAAGACUUAAGAGAUGAUUUUUUGGGGUGAGCGUUAUUUAAGGCCAUGCCGUCAGUGGUGUGUUCAAUGGUAUAUCUGAUGGCAAUCCUCUGAAAACAUGUCCCAAAUUCAAAACACUAGUAAAACAUAUCAUAUGAGCAUUCACUUUGACAGUUCAAAAAUAAUGUUUAUCCAAGUACAUGGUCAAAUGUGAUAAUCGUCACUCAAAAACCUUAAACUUAAGUACUGUCUGCAUACAUGUUCUUUUUAUGGCUAUAGCAUCACAGGAAAGCACACAAGUAGCUUGGUCAAUUUAUGCUUGGCCUGCAUCCAAAGUUCCUCAAUAGUCUGUGUGAAUUUGUGGAUGAACAGGAUGUACGGAAUCUUGGGCAUGCACAAUGACAUCUUGCUUAUAGACUUCGUUAUUGAUUUGAUUGAGAUUAGCAUAGCCAGCCCAUGCAUUGGUAACAUGAUGAGUUAUAAUGCAUUCAAGUGUUGGUGCAUUUUUCUGCUCUAUGAUUUCCAAUUUCAAUAAUUCCUCACGUUAUCAAAGAUGAUCAAGCAAAAAAAAAAAAAAGACAACUUGAACACGUUUUCCGACAGUAUUUGAAUUGAUUGUGUUGAGUGACAAUUAUCAUAUUUGACCAAGCACUUGGUAAAAAAUUAUUAAAUUGAUAAAGUAACUGCUCAUUCGAUGCAAUUUACUAGUGUAUUGAAUUUGGUACAGGUCACAGGUGUUUGGAGGAUUACCAUAGUGAUUCAUAGUCUCCACUGCUGGUUUUACAUAGUUAGUAGAGACCGACCGAAAUUGAUUUUCUGAUUUCGGCCGAAAGUUUAAAAUGACUUUCGGCCGAAACCGAAAAAGGCCGAAAGUUUAAAAAUGAAUUUCGGCCGAAACCGAAAAAAGGCCGAAAGUUAAAAAUGAAUUUUGGCCGAAACCGAAAAUGAAAUAUUAAGAUAUUUUGAAAUUCGUUCCCGCAUACAUUUUGCAUACAUCGAAAUGAUGUGGGAAAGUCUAAAUAUUUACAUUCUUUUUAUAAAAAAUGAGAUAAUAAUGAAUAUUUAUAAAUAAACAUCUAAUAUAGGGGUCUCAAACUCGCAGCCCGCGAGCCAUUUGUGACUCGCAAGACGAUAUAUUGCGGCCCGCUACAGGACAGAAAAGUUUCGUGUAAAUGCGCCGGCCCGUUUCCCCCAUUCUCAUAUCUAUAACGUGACUCUCCACGACGGUUCAGUCGAAUCUCACCGACUAGUCUAAUUCUGUUUUUUUUUUCUUUAAUGUUUCUAUAUAUUUCUGUAGGCAACAGGGAGUAAGUGGAUGAAAGUGAAUCCUAGUUCUUGAGAACCCUUAAUGAUUUUAUUGUUAUUUAUAAAGGUUGAGCAGAUUGUAACAGUUGUAAUCGCUUUUUUGUGGAUUAUGUGAUAGGGCCCACUCUCAUUCAGACACUGCCCCUCCCCCCCCCCAUGAUUUGAGUUUGAGACCCUUGAUCUAAUGAAUACUUUGGAUUCUACCAUUUUAAUAUAAAAUUAAUUUAAUUGCUUUACAAUUUUUUAAAAUUAGUAUGAUAGAAGAAAAUUAGCCAAAAAAAUUGGGGGGGGGGGAUUAAUGCAAAAUAUUAUUUUUAUAAACCGGGUCUCUAAAAUUUGUGGUUCUAAAGGAUUGCUUAAUUUGUUUUUAAAGAUCGUUUAGUUGGUUGCUAUUGAUCGGUUAGAUUGUUCUUAAAAAUCGGUGAGUUUUUUCAUAAAGAUCGCUUAGAUUGUUCUAAAAUAUCGCUUAGUUUAAUCUUAAAGAUCGCUUAAUUUGUUGUUAAAGAUCACUUAGUUUGUUGUUAAAGAUCGUUUAGUUUGUUCUUAAAGAUCGCUAAGUUUGUUGUUAAAGAUCGUUUAGUUUGUUGUUUAAGAUCGUUUAGUUUGUUGUUAAAGAUCAUUUAGUUUGUUGUUAAGAGAUCCUUUAGUUUGUUAAAGAUCGCUUAGUUCGUUGUUAAAGAUCGUUUAGUUUGUUCUUAAAGAUCGCUUAGUUUGUUGUUAAAGUUCGCACAGUUUUUGUUAAUGAUUGCUUUAUUUUUUCUUAAAGAUCGAUUAGUUUGUUCAUAAAGAUCGCCUAGUUUGUUGUUAAAUAUCGUUUAGUUUGUUCUCAAAGAUCGCUUAGUUUGUUCUUAAACGCUGCUUAGUUAGCUGUUAAAUAUCGCUUUCGCUGAGUAUCAAAGGACCGAAAACCUGAGUCACUGUCUAAGUGAAUUUCGGCCAAAACCGAAGAAAAACCGAAAUUUAACUUUUCUCUUUCGGCCGAAACCGAAAUUAAGCCGAAAGUUAACUUUUUAGUUUCGGCCGAAACCGAAACUUGGCCGAAAGUGAUAAAAUGGCUACUUUCUGCGCCGAAACCGAAGCCGAAAUUCGGUCGGCCUCUAAUAGUUAGCCUACUGAUUUAACUGAUUCUGUGUUUGUUCCACAAAUUAUAGAAAUUUUAAUUUUAGAUUAAGCUGUAAUCUAAUAAUGAUUUUUUUUUUUUCAGCCAUAGGGUGGAAAUAGUUGUAAAAUGUAUUGUGGAUGUCCAUAGCCAUAACCAAGUGUUGCCGGGGUCGAGAUUAAAAAAAAAUUAAACUCGCCCUACCCAGUCUAUGCCUAUGCAUUAACUUAACCAGUAUAUAGGCCUUUUUAUAUGUUAUAAAAUAGGCAUAAGGCUAUUAUGGUCUAUUUAUUCAUUUCUUGGGAAAAGUUCAUAUUUUGAGGAACUAUUGAGUUUACGAUUUAAGAAUUGGAUAGUAUUAGGAUUUUUUAUUGUAUCCUAUUUUCACAAUAUUAACCUGGUUAACAAAGACACUAGGUCACUAAGCUACAUUUUUCAAUUUUUAAUGCUAUGGAACUUGAUUUUGUUUUCUUCAUAUUAUGAUUAGACAAUUAGAGGAAAUUACUUGUAUACUUCAUCAAUAUAAUUUUAAGAAAUUUUUAUUGAGGCUUCAUAAGAUAUUUUAAAAGACAUGAUCUUCAACCAACAUGUAAAUGUAACAGUAUUUUCCCCUUCUAAAAUAAAAAAAAAUAUUUUAUAACUGUACCUACUGAGGUGUAAGAACUGGAAUUGACAAAUACAUAAAUUUAUCCAUGAUUCAUGGACAAUGUUAAGCAUGGGAAUUUGAAGAAAACAAAACCUUUAAAUUCCAAUUUAGACCUUUCUAUUCCUUAUAAAGAAAGGGGGAUUUACAGAAGGGACAAUUUUAUACUGAAGUGGGAUAUGUAAUAUUGAGGGCUACAAUAUUAUUGUGGGUUUUUUUGGGGUUAUUUUUAUGAGGGGCAAUAAACGUGACAUAUUUUAGCUUUACUUGAUUUUGUAACAUUUUAUCUAAGAAUGUUUUUUUUCAAAAACUUUUUAGUUCGAGCGUGGAGCAGCAACAGCUUUUGUGUCAAGGAACAAAGCUUUGAAAAAGCUUCAGCUGAAUUUGGCAGAUUUUAGGUGGGUAAUUACAAAUUACAUAUCCACAUUUUGUUGUAGUUGUGGGUUGAGUUCAAAGCAACCUUAUAAAUAACAACAGAGCCAGAAAGUGCAUAACUGAAAGAAAAAAAAAUAUUACAAUUUAUACACAAUAUUGGUAAUUUGAAACUCAAAGAAUGUUAUCCACCAUAUUUAAAAAAAAACAUUCUGUCACAGUAUUAGUUUUGGUACAUGUUUUGGUUAGAGGUAAUUGAGGAAAUGUGAAUUAACAAUUAAAUUAACCUUUAAAAGAAAUAUCUAAGAAUUAAAUAUCAUGUUUGUGGAAUAUUAUUAUUCAUUCAUUAAAAAAAAUUUAUAGUACAUUCGUCACUCAUUUUAAAAAGUAAAUUAAAGAUUGAAUUUUAUUAAUUGUGUCAUUAAUACGAUGUAAUCUCCAUGUCAUUAAAAAAAAAAGUUCAGUGAUAUAAAAUUGUAAAAAGCUUUAACUCUAAUAUUUCAUUUAAAUAUUAUAAGUCAUGAUUACAAGAAGGAAUACUGUAUCACACUGGUUUGGAUUGAAGGAGAUAUUUUUUUUUAAAUAUAUAAAUAUCACAAUCAUUGCGGUAUACUUUUUAAGCUGAGAGGGCUUCUGACAGCUUCUAAAGCAGACUAAAUUGUGAACAAAAACUCUUACUAGAUUUGGGACCAACAACAAUUAAAAUUAGAACUCCAAAAGCUGACACAACUAAGGUUCUGUUUAGCAGGAAAUGUGGAGAAAAUAGGAUUUAUUCUGCCUGAGAUCCACUAAAAAUAGUUAUAUUUUAGAUUUAAAAAAAAAAAAAUCUCUUGUUAUAUUUUCAGAACAUUAUGCAUAUUCAAAGGAAUAUAUCCAGUAGAGCCACUCCACAAGAAAAAGGUGAACAAAGGAAGCACUGCAGUCAAGACUUACUACAAUUUGAAAGACAUACAAUUUCUCUCACAUGACCAACUCAUAACAAAGUUCAGAGAAAAGAAGGUGCCUACUCAAAAAUGAUAAGAUUUUGUUUGUUUGUUAAGUUUAAUAAGGAAAGAUAACCUCAAGCAUUUCCAUAAGUAGUUUAAAAGUUAGUUAGUCCAAUAUAUAAAUAUUGAUGAGUAUAACUUAUUGAUUAUACUUUUACUUCUAUUUCAAGCAUUACGUAAGGAGGUUGAAAAGGGCAGUGGCCAAAAAAAACCGAUUUGCUGAAUCUAUAAUACGAGAUAGCAAACCAGUUUACAGUCUUAAAUCUGUGAUUAAAGAAAGGUGAGUGAAAAGAUAAUUUAAAUUAAAAGAUUUAUUUUAUGAAGCAUGCUGUUUCAAUUACCAUUAAAAAUUCUUUUACAUUUAUCAAAUCUUUGUGCCCUUCAUUUAUAUAAAACCUACAUAGCUCGAAGGUAAAAUUUAUAUAUAUAUAUAUAUAUAUAUAUAUAUAUAUAUAUAUAUAUAUAUAUAUAUAAUUUCUUUUUUAAUUUUUUUUUUUUUUUUAAUAUAUAUAUAUAUAUAUAUAUAUAUAUAUAUAUAUAUAUAUAUAAUGCCUUUUUUAAGAUCUUGUUUUACUUUCAAACUUCAAUUCCCAGGUAUCCCACAUUUAUUGAUGCCCUGAGGGAUCUUGAUGACUGCCUGAAUUUGUGUUUUGUAUUUGCUUCUUUUCCUCACUCAAAACGUGUACAUGUUGAGAUGGUACAGAUGUGUAAGAAAAGGACAGGUAAAGCUUUUAUUAUAUUUUUACAGGGUGAAGUGUAAAAUAUUUUAACCCUUGAUAUGAGCACCAUGAGAGAUGAACGAAAAGGGCAAGCAGCGAACAAAAUAUUUAAAAGUUAUUAAUCUUAUAGAUCCUUAAAUAAUUUGUUAACAAUUUAAUUAAUAAAUCUAAAGUAUAAUGCAAAUUAACAUGAUCAAAUGGUUUAAUGUUUUCUAUCAGUCUGUUAUUUGCAAAGUGUGUGGAUAAGUAGCGUGUUAUCUAUCUUUUAGUUUGAAAUUUGUUUAUCUUAACCAGCUAAUGUGAUCUUGUUGUCCGCAGUUGAAUUUCAGCACUAUGUGAUUGCAGCAAAAGCUUUAAGAAAGGUGAGUUCAAACCUUUGUCAUCUUAUCAUUUGUUCACCUCAAAUCUAUGCUGUCAUGUUUGCUCAGAUCAAAGCUAUUCUGUCACUUAAACUUCAUUCAUUCAUUUUAAUGGUAGUGCAUUAAUUUAAAGGAGACACAUAAUGUUUUUUAAAAUCAAGAUAUAGUCUUUUAUGUUCAAUAGAUUUACAGUGUUUUUUUGUUUGUUUAAAUCUCUUUCAAUCAGGUCUUUGUGUCCAUAAAGGGCAUCUACUAUCAAGCAGAUAUUAAAGGGGAAACAAUAACUUGGAUUGUCUCUCACAAAAGAGGCUUCACGGUAUGCAUCAAAAUAAUUUAUGCCAACAUUUAUUUUUUUUUAUCAUUAGUUAAAAAUAGUAAACACUUCAACAAAAAUCAUAAUCUACUUUUAACCUAUCUGAAUAUUUGCUUCAUGCUUGUGACAUUUUCCAGUGGUCAUAUCACCUACAUUUUAUAUUUUCAGCAUCCACAAGAUGUUGAUUACAAGAUCAUGCAGACAUUUGCAGAGUACCAUUCUGUUCUUUUGGGUCACAUAAAUAUUAAGUUGUUCAGUGACAAAAAUUUGGUAUAUCCACCUGAGGUAAGCUAGACUUCCUUUAUCACUACUCAGCUUAAAGCGACUUUUUGAAAGGUUCAAUUUCUUGCUCAGUGGUAGAAUAGAAAUCCUCUUUGGGUCUUGACCAGAGCUAUCUGAUAGCAGGGGUAAUAAGGGGAGAGACUGCAAUCAGGUUAGUACAAAAUAAAAUGAGUAAAACAGAGUAGGGUUAAACCUGAAAAAAUAAACGCAACAAAACAGCGAACGUGUCGGCAGAAAGCCUUCGUCAGCGAACAAAACAAACAGAAAAAACGGUUAUGUUAAUUUGUGUUCAUUACUAUUUUAUUUAAUUAAACAGAUUGGGAAGUUUUUUCUCGAAAGCUGUUCACAUAAAAUUAAGUAGGCGAAGUUUUUUCUCGAAAGCUGUUCACAUAAAAUUAAGUAGGCGUAGGGGCUUUUCAUGAUACAGUAUCUUGAAUUUUUACAAACAUGAAUGUAAUGUAUGUGUCAUAUAUUUUAUAUAUUGUUUAAGUUUGCAAGGGAUGAAAGACUUAGAAUGGGUAUUCUCAAAUGUAGUUUUUGUAAUGUUGCGUUUUGUAUUUUAAUGUGGUAUAAUAUAGAUUUUUCUUUUAAUACUAAUACUUUGUACCCCGCUUUGAGCCUUUCGGGAUGAAGCUUGAUUUUCAAAUAAACUUUAUUAUUAUUAUUAUUACUAUACAUAUAUUCUUAAUUAAAAUUAUGUUUCUCUCACAAGAGGAUUGCUAAGUGUUGAAUAAUGUCACACUGUGGUGCAUUUUAAUAACAUUUAUUUUUUAAUGUUCACUCAGCUGGCAGAGCCGCAGCAGUUUAUUGAUCAGGAUCAGUGUUUAGAGACGGACAGAACAGAUGAAAACCUGGCGAGUCUUGCACCAGCCAUUAAAACAACAGGGGAGACACAAGAUGAAGAAGAUGACGAUGCUGAAGUAGAUGCCUUGAAUGCAAUAAGUGUACGCACAUUUAUUAACCAGAAAAUUUUCAUAAUUAUUUUAUUUUAAGGAAUUGCUCAUCGUGUACCUGUUUUUUUUUUUGUUUUUUUUUAAAUUAAUUUGUUUUAAAAAUGAAAAUAUUUUAUAAAAUUAUAAUAUGCAUUUAAUUUUAUCAAAAUUAUAUUUUGUAAUAACUUUCCCCUUAUAUUUUAAAUAACUCUUUAUUCAAUUUGCAUAUAAUUUAGAUGAAAUCUUUAAUUAAUAAAAUUGUUCAUUUUCUAUAUUUCUCAUUUCUUAUUAGGCUGACGACCCGGACUUUAUUGAGAAAUCCAAACUGGAGGCUGAAAGUGUGAAAAAAUUACAAAACUUGUUUAAAGGCCUUAGGUUCUUCUUGAAUAGGGAAGUUCCAAGAGAGGAGCUAACAUUUGUCAUUAGGUAAGACCAAGGCAUCAGUAUGCAUAAGCAGUUCAAUAGUUUUGUUUAGUCAAGGGGUAAUUAGUAAAAGCACCAAGAUUAAUAUUUCAUAUGGCUCUUUAUUCACUACUUCUCAGCAUUCCUUCUUCCUUCUAUUCUCUCUCUGCAGAACUGUUUACUCUUACCAUUUUGCCGUACAAUGUACGAUUUUGAGAUGUCUUUUAUGAUUGUUUGCCAAGAUGUGACAGAAAUACAAUUUUAAGAGACCAGACCGUGUUGAAAUAUAUAUAUUCCGGUAGCUUUUCCGAUUAAAAAAAAUUAAUCAAUUGACAAGUACAUUGUUGGUCGUUAGUUUUAACUUGUAUUUGCAUUCUACAUCCAGCCGUGCAUGGGUCGAGAAGUGCGAUUGAUUGGGGUCAUCUGUAAUUAUAUUACGUUUGCCCUGAGAGGGGAAUAGAGUGGUGUUGAUUAUGAAAUUUUAUGUACAUGUGGGGGAGGGUGGUCUAAAUAUUUAAGUCAUAAAAUUAACACCGCCACAUUUUCGUAAUACUAGUGGGGAUUGUCAUAUUGUUGCUUUGAUUUUCAUAAUGAACUUGCGACAGUAAUAUUAGCUUAGUCACCCGAGUGUCCAUUUUAUUAAAUCAGUGGCUAUCGUUGCACACUGAGGUGGGGGGGUUAAUAAUUAGGUUUUGCGCACGUGUGGGGUCUGGGGAUGUUGGCAGAAAGUACAUACGUUAUUCAAAAAUUUUAUAUUUUUCCUGAAACUCUUAAGAGUCCAAAAAUAGCAUUCAAUUUAUGUCUCGAAAGCUGUAAAAAAUAUCAUGCAUAAUGUUUCCAUGUGUUUUUUACAGAUGGUACUAAGUAGUAGAGGUAUUACAGCAGCGGUUCUCAACCUGUGGGUUGCGACCCCUUUGGGGGUCACACAACCCUUUCCCAUGGGUCGCCUAAGACCAUCUGAAAACACAUAUACUCUACAAUUAUAAAGUAUCAACGAAAAUAAUUUUGUGGUUGGGGGUCGCCACAACAUGAGGAACUGUAAUAAAGGGUCGCGGCAUUAGAAAGGUUGAGAACCACUGUAUUACAGUAAUAUUUAGUCCACGCUUGUCCAAUGUGCUUGUGACUAAUGUCCAUGAAUGAAAUAGCAAAACGAGGUAUAUGUAACUAGAUUGGCAUCUAUGUGACACAAUCGCAUAUAUUACAUUACUGCUGACACAGGCGAAACCCUCUUAAAUGCUAAAGAUACCUUUAGGGAGGCCGCCAAUGCUAUCAGUUUGGAGUGUAAAGCGACAAGUCCUGCAGCGGUUUCUUAAGCAUGGUUUAGAUCGAAGGCGACUAUGAACCAGAAGAUCACCUAGAUUUCUGUCCCGUCUAAAGACAAUCAGUGGAGGGGAUGAGAAAACCCUGUUUGUAUCGGGGUCAGCAAGAAGUAUGGUACAAUUUUUUAGGAAUAUUUUUUUGGCAAUUUAAAUGUAAUAUAUGCGAUUUGUGUGCCAUAGAUGCCAAUCUAGUUACAUAGGUGAAACUGGGAGAAGAUUGGCCGACAGGUUUACUGAACAUCUCCAGGAUAUUGAGCAAUGUAAACCUUCCCCAGUCUCAUCUCAUUUCAACAGAAAAGAACAUAAAGGUGCAUUGGAUGUAACCACUACGGCACUGAUUUCAUGCAGUAACACACCAGAGAGGGUUAAAAUGGAAAAUAAAUUUAUUCAGCUGUUAGGCACCAUAUCUCCAUAUGGUAUUAAUCAAAUAAUAUCCUACUGAUGUUUCUCUGUUUCACUAUAUUUCAUCUAUUUUCUUAUUGCUGUGUGUUUAUGUAUCCCUGGAUAUUGUGGUCCAUUAUUAUUGUGGACCUCAUUUGUCACAGUGUCAAUAUUUAUAUUCUCUCGCUUCCUGCGCUCCCACUUCCGGCAACAAUAAUGGAUAUUUCUUGAGUUGUUUACUGUGCUCUGUUCAUUGUGAUAUUUUCAUUUCUACUGUUAGCUGAAGAAGGCUUUAUGCCAAAACGUCCGUAGCUUUUUGUCCUGUUCUCUAAUUCAAGCUUCCACAUACCUCGUUUUGCUAUUUCAUUCAUUUUCUAGGCUUGAAUGCAGUCCUUUAAUUUAUAUUUUUGACUAAUGUCCAAUGUGCUUUUGACGCACAUUUUGUUGGGCUACACAUGUAAUAUUCAGGUUUUCACCAGGCUCCCUGUGUUCAAUUCUAAUAAGUACACUUCGAAAUAGCAAAUACAUAAACAAAAUAAAUUUAACACUUUUGUAGUUCACUUAGCGCCUUCUAGUAACUGCAGACAUUAGUUACUUUCAAGUGAGUUACUGCUUGCUCCAUGACAGCUAGAUGUCACAUUGGAUUAAGGUGGAAAUAAAAUUAUUAAAAUUGUGUAAUAUUUUGCAACGCCACUGUGAGAAUGCAGCAGCCAACCAUAUUUAUUUAUUUAUUGAGGCAUUUUUAUAUAGCGCUUACCAUAAAGCUCUAAGCGCUUUACAAUUAUUAAAAACAUGUAAACUAAGUAAAAUAAAAAUGAGACACUAGGAUAGUAACUACUAUACUAUAGAAACAAUGAAAAUGGCUAUAAAACAGGUUGGGGUUGUCACAAAAAUACCAGGGUGGUAGGUGUUCGAAAAUUUGACCUUUUUUUGGGGUUCGUACCAUAUAGAUGACCCCUUGCGUUUUUUUUUGUUGCUUCAGCGCUGUAUAAGGUAAUUUUGUGACUAUUAUUUCUUAUGGUUGAACCGCGAUGAGUGCAGAAACUGCCCUUUGAAAUCUAUUUUUAGAACGCACUUAACAGUUUUACUCUCAUUAAUUCGUGUCCUCUUCCUGUACCCAUUUACGGUUUUUGGUUGUUUUUUUUGUGUUAUCAGACUGAAAUAUGUAAACGAUAUGCAUAUAUGCAAAUAUGGGUAUUGAUUCUUAUUUCUGUUCACCAGUAAUUUUAUUUUACCAGUCACAGACUGUGAUAAUGUGAUCUCCAUGUUCACCUAAAUAUUAAUUGAUAUCUUAUAGCAGAUACACGUCUGCAAAAUAAAGUGACAGCAGAUUGCAAUAUAAACAUCAUACAUCUACGUUUAAAAGUAAUUUUUUUUUUUUGGCGCCAGCUGAACUCGAUCCUGCUAGACACUCAAUGCGAGUGGUUAUUGUAUUCAUUAUAUAUACUGUAUGUUAAUUAUUAUUAAAAUACUGCAUUGUAAGAUCUUGAGACAAUAUUUUAUGAAUUUGAGGGUAAAGAGGUUUGUCUCUGCAUACCAACACAAAACCCUAACAACGAACACUGUCAUCUCUCAUACCCAAAAAUGUCACCAAUACAAACCAUAUAGAAACAGCUACACAAUAAAAAAAAAUCUCCACAUUAAAUACACUCACUAACAAAUCAAGUACACAAAACACAAACAAAAACACACACCCAUUGAAAAAAAUAAAUUGACAGGCCUUGUUUUAGCGACUCAUGAGUCUUAUAAUUGCCUACUGGUGCCAUACACUGUCCAUCAUGUGCAUUAUGUUUCUUUUUAACACUUCUUGUCAUUUACUUGACUUUCUCCUCCUAUCAGCUUUCUAACACUUGACUGACCAAAAAAGUCUCUUUUUGUAACAAUAUGGACAUCACCUCUAACACUUGGACAAACGAUGUAAACCACUGACACUGAAAUUUUUAUGUGCCUGUUAAAUUGAUUUAUAAAACAACUGCAAUUAUAUUUUCAUUGUUUUUAAAACAUUAACUACGUAGCUGAAUCUUAUUAAAAGACUAUUUCUUUCCUACAGGGCAUGCAGUGGACUAGCAUCUUGGGACUACACUCUUGGGGUCGGAGCCACAUAUCAAGAAGAUGACAAUAGUAUAACACAUCAUGUCAUUGAUAGACCAGCAGUGACAAAUCAGAGAUUAGACAGGUAUGCUUUUGUAGCUUUCUAAAUUAACAUUUUGUUAUCCAUGAAAAAUCUAUAAUCCAAUCUGUUAAUAAUUUCUUUACAAGUUCAGUUGGUUUUUUUGUGUGACCCUGGCAUUAUAUUUUAGAGUCUCAUUUUUGAAGAAAGAAAUAAAUUGCUGUUUUUUCAAUUUGAUUUCAUCAGACAUUUUCAUCUUUAACAGAUGUGGAUAUUUGUAUUAAAUGUUUAUCAAUAGUUAAGACAAAUCAAUUCCUGUAGUAUUAAAGUAACUGUUUGAAAUGUAUAUUUUAUUGGUAUUUAAAAUGGUAUGAUUGCAUAACUGUCAAAAAUUUCUACAAGUCUCAUUCGAUAACCUACAAAUCAAUAGCCGCAAGGUAUAAUUUUUAUCAUAUUUACAAGUUUUGUCAAACAAAUAUCUUAUAAAAAUUUAGUUUAUUUAUAUAUUGAUAACAUUUUCAUCAAGUUCCUUAAUGAGCUAAAGUGUUAAAAAACUCAUUUUUUUUUUAUUUGAAUGAAGCCAUUAUCAAGCCUUUAAUAUGAAAGAAACUUUCCAUUGCUUUUCAAACUGUCAUACCUUAUUUUUAGUUAAAAUUAUUUAAUGUAUAAUCCUGAGAUAAAUAACUGCAGUUGUAUAUGUUAAAUAUUAUUCUGAGACAAUAAAUACAUAGAAACAUUAUUCUCAUGUCUACGAAAUGGUGAAGAGGAGUAUCAAAAAAUUAAAUAAUAACAUUUCCUGCAUUACCUGAUUUUUUUUCCCCCCAGAACAUAUGUGCAGCCUCAGUGGGUGUUUGACAGUAUAAAUGCAAGAACACUUCUACCAGCCAAGGAUUACUUCCCUGGAGUGCCCUGCCCACCACAUUUAUCCCCCUUCGUUGAGGAGAAAGAAGGAGAGUAUGUACCUGAAGACAAAGUUAAAUUCCUGAAAAGGAUUCAGGGAGAAGCUGAGGAAGAGGAGGAAGAAUCAAGUGAAGAAGAUGAGCCUGGAGCAGAAGAUGAUGAGAGUGAUGAGGAGGAUGAUGAUGAAGGUAAGUUUGUUUAAAUUAGUUGCAUGUAUCCACCCAUAAUUCAUUGCUAAUAACAGAUUGUAAACAAAACAAACUUUACUCACUGCUUUCAAUUAACCUAAAGUUUUGUAGAAACAAAAUAACAUUAACUAAUAUGUAUAAUAAAAAAAAUCUAAGCUGAUACUCAUUAGUAUUUAUAAUAUAUUUUGCUAACAGAGAAUAAAGACAGUCUAGAAAAACCUGCUGGCAAAAAGAGAAAGAUAGAUGAAAAGAAAAUAAAAAGUGCUGAUGCUAAGAAGGCCAAGGUAAGUCCCACAAAUCAGUUUUUUGUCAUUAAUAAUUGUAAAUGCAUAUAUACACUAUAUUUUAUUUAUUUGUACACAUUUGUAAGGGGAGCAAAACUUAGUAAAAGAAUUCAUAGGGUUGUAGAAUAUAUGAAAAAAUUUGGAUGUGCUGGUCUAGUCUAAUUUCUUGGAUAAUAAUGUUAUCAAACCAUGGAGUUCAUUCAAUAUAUGUAAGUCUAUAACAAUUUUUUUUAAAUGUAUCAUAGCAAUAAUAUAUAUAUAUAUAUAUAUUCAUUUAUUUAUUUAUAAUCACUUUCCUCACAACUUGCGGUGUUGCACCUCAGGUUUAGGAAACAAAGACAAAGAGAUAAAUGCAAAACAAAAUUGACCCUGAGAGACCAUAAUAUACUAUUUGUAGCAUGUACCAGACAGACCUUUACCUCUGACUAGUUAUAAAUACUUUGGGGUGGAUGAUUUUUACACUUAUUCUUAACUUAACUUCAGACAAUGGCUGUGACCGAAGGUGUACUGGAACGUGUAGACAAACAUAAACUACUGCAACAGCAGCAGGCAGAGGACAGAAGGCUCGGAGAGAUGAUGAUACCCAAGAAGCACAAGCGACUCUACAACAAAAUCAUGACUUCACGAAAGAAGAGCUCACAGGAAGCCAGGAAGCUGCAGGAGAAAAAGGACAAACUGAAGGAACAAAAGAAGAAAGGGAAAAAACUGAAGAAAGCUUAGAGGGAUGUGGGUGUCAUUUGAAAACUGAACUUUUAUGUAAUGAUAAAUGUGUGUUCCAUUGUAAUUAUUACUGGAGGUUCAUAUAACUGGUUAGAAUAUGAUGAGCCCAUGAGUUAGUUGUUCAUUUUAAAAUGCCUGAUGGGACAGAUGCAAGUGCUUUCUGAUGAAAAAAAGAAAAACCAUUGUUUUGUAUUUACAUGCCGAUGUUGUUAGGAAAUGUAAGUCGUUAUAUGGAAUUAAAAUGUCAUUUUACAUAAUUAACCAGUUCUCAUCACUCUCUGUUGCUCCAUAUAAAAAAAUUAAAAUAAUGCAUUACAAACCAAUGCUUUAACCCAGAUGUUCACAAAAAUGAUUGACUCCCUGCA